GACUUUGAGAGCGGUAGAGAGACAGACACAGAAAGAGAGGGAGACCAAGUGAAAAACAGGGUGGCACAUCGUAGCUGUGGUAGCAGUUAUCUGGCAGCAGUGGAGUAAAAGUGCAGGACAGCCCUGUCGUCCGUGUGGGGUCUAGGAGCCUCAAGCACUGCUUGACCACGACACAGAGUAGUGCAGCAGAGUAGAGUGAGUGUAAAGCAGGAUUCUACCUUUUGGUCGAUCCCAAAUAACCAUUCUGGAGUCUCAUGGAUCCCAGAAGAGUGACAUGCUGUAGUUGGGCCUGGGCUCUCUGCAUUCUGUGGAUUGCAGCAGCAGACCGGCCAUUAUCCGUCCCCAUAGCAAAGGUCUUCACAGGCAUGGCUGACCGCCUCACUUCCACCCCAGAACCUCACAGCACUGCCCACGCCAUUGUAGGCUCCAGAGUGUUUGAAAAUGCCCCUGGAGUGCCUGCGUUCUACACCGCAGAGUCUGCAUCAAUACCUGCCGGCGCGAGCGUAGCAUCUACCGUUAGCGCAAAGGGGCCGACUGCACCCCCUGUGCGAGUGGUUCCGUCAGAAGCCCCUCUGGCUCUGUCAACACCACCUCACACGCUGUCCUCCCCGGUGGGUACAACCAUGAUCCAGCCACCAGCGAGCCCCAGCCCCACACAGGGCCCCACCAGCAGAGAGGAGAUUACUCCAUCUGCUUAUGGACCUCCAGCCACCCCAUCCAGGAGCUCCACUCUACUCACACCAAGAAACAGCAGCAGCUCCCCCCCGCCGGCAGGAGAGAGGAGCCAACAGGAACCCGCUGUAGAGCCGAGUACAGGCCCCCAGACGGCGCCGGCUCCUCUGUGUGACUACGACCAGUGCGUCCAUCUGCAGAGGCCCUGCCCCGAGCUCCGGCACCUCCGGGGCUGGACCUGCAGGUGCCCGGCCCAGAGCAACGCCGCCCCCGCAGGGACCCCAGGCCCGGUGGUGGCCCUGGAGGUGACGAGGGCGUGGCCGACGUCCGCCAGCGUGCGCUGGUGCGCCCCGGACUCGCCGCUGAGCGUGUUCCUGGUGUGGGUGCUGCGCGGCGACGGGAGCGCGGUGAGCAACGGCAGCGUGGGCCCGCGGACCCGGCAGACGGACAUCUUCGGCCUGUCGGCGGGCGGACGCGCGUACCGCGUGUGCGUGAGCGCGCAGAGCGCGGCGGGCGCGCUGUCGCACGCGCGCUGCGUGAGCGUCGCCACCCCCGUGGACGCGGAGGCCGUCGCUGUGCACGUUCUGUCGGGGGCCUGCGGCGUCCUGCUGCUGGCGGCCGUGGUGCUGAGCCUGUGUCUGUACCGGCAGUGCCAGAGGAGGAGGGGCGAGGCGUCGCGUGGUGAACCCACCACGCACCUCCUCCCCGCGGCGCACGCCUCCCAGGACCAGCGCCCGUUUUGCAGCAUGGUGUCCAUCGCCAACCCCGCCUACACGCCCGCUACUGAGCAGAGAGCGCCCGCAGCUGACCAGUGCGCCCACAGAGCGCCUGCCAAGAAAUCAGCCAACGCGAGAUAGGAUCUUGGGAUUGUGGUGAUUGCAGUUGGGUCUUUUUUCUUUCUUGUUAUAUUCACGCCUGCACUAUGUAACUUUAUACCGCAGCUAUUUACUGCAUCAAAUACCCGAACUGGAGGGUUUGUUAUAGAUAAAACACACCCAUCCACGAGUCAAUCCAUCUGUACUAUAUUAUUAUUAUUAUUAUUAUUUCAACUAUACCUGCAGCUACAAUCCAAGCCGCCAGAGGCUGCUAAUUGACAAACACCGUGCUGGUUUAUAUCCAUGGUUUAUAAAUCUACUAGAUGGAGAUUUGUUUUUCACAAUUAUUUUUUCUUAUUUGAGUCAGUAGUUGCAUAUUUUGCAGGUAAAAACUACCGUACAGAACUACCUUUGAGUCAAAUACUAACAAUAGCAUUUAUUUUAUUAAAAUAUGAUAAAUGAAUGAAGUAAAAUGAUAUCUGAACUGCCCGUUUUCCCCCAAAAAUAUCACCAUCCCAAAAACAGCUUCGGGAGACAGUGUGCGGGGCAGCAAACCAAAGCUAAAGGUUAACUAACAAGUUCUUGGUUUGGAAAGUUUAGGGAUAUUGUUUGUGUCGGGUUGAAUACAUGUAUUCUUACUGUUUAGACCUCACUGCUGUAAGUCACAGGUUAGGCCAGGUGUAGAAGUUGGGCUAUGGGAAUUGACUACAGAUGUUUAUUGUUUCAUAUAGCGUGUGAAAAAUUGAUGUUAUGCUAGGUCUUGGUAAAGGUCAGGCUGGUGAUACAUCUUACUGAAUAAUAAGUGAAUAAGUUAAACAACAGUUUUCAGGAAUUCUACAUACUUACUAUGAGAUAUUGAGUACCUCACUUUCUGAUUUCUUUAUAUUCCAAUUAAAAUAUAUUUGCACA
This is a messenger RNA of Gadus chalcogrammus (walleye pollock), 2396 nucleotides long. RefSeq names its product leucine-rich repeat neuronal protein 4-like. Gene Ontology annotation, molecular function: protein binding. The transcript has 3 exons. Lineage: Eukaryota; Metazoa; Chordata; Actinopteri; Gadiformes; Gadidae. Bases 255 to 1529 code for a protein of 424 amino acids. The record is from RefSeq and is a predicted model, not a curated record.